Messenger RNA from Hippoglossus stenolepis (Pacific halibut), 3029 nucleotides. It is a transcript of the gene aoc2, whose product is annotated as amine oxidase copper containing 2. The record is from RefSeq and is a predicted model, not a curated record. Gene Ontology annotation, biological process: amine metabolic process. Bases 100 to 2364 code for a protein of 754 amino acids. The transcript is spliced from 5 exons. Gene Ontology annotation, cellular component: plasma membrane. Gene Ontology annotation, molecular function: copper ion binding; primary methylamine oxidase activity; quinone binding. Lineage: Eukaryota; Metazoa; Chordata; Actinopteri; Pleuronectiformes; Pleuronectidae.
CUCUUCUGUAAACUCGUCGGACUGCUCGCCGUUACCAAGAACACACUUCUCUGCGCGCGCUCUGUCUCCCUGAGCCCGUGCGUAAACGUAGAGUGGAAAAUGAACUCUGUGGUGAAAUGGGCGCUCGUCUUCCUUGUGUUCGUCUCCAUCGUCCUUAACAUCGUUCUGAUUGGCAAUCCCUCCAGCAGGGCACCCAAAUGUUCCGCUCAGCGCGUCCACCCGCUGCGGGGCAAGCACGACGACCACAGCCUUGUGUUCGCGGACCUCACCCAGGAGGAGUACUCGCAGGUCCAGCAGUACAUGCUCCAUCAGAAAGACUUGGACAUAUCCACCAACCAACUCACCAAACCAUCUGAAAAUUUCUUGUUCUUAAUAGACCUCUCCUUGCCAAAGAAAGCUGACGCACUGGCUUACUUAGACGGCAAUGGUCCCAAGCCAGUGAGGGGGGCGACGGUGGUCGUGUUCCACGGGGCCCAGGGCUACAUCAAGGAGUACCUUGUGGGGCCUCUUCCUAACCCCACAGCCCACAGAGAUGUCACCACAGAGAGGUACAAGACGGAGCUGCCCAUCAAUGCGCGCACGGUCACUGUCGGUGAAUACGCUUUGCUUUUCCGGUUGUUGGAGGUCGAAGUUUUUUCCCAGCUGGAGAAGCUCCUGAAAGAGAGUUUCAACGCUGAGGGCAAGAAGCUGAACGCGUUUGAGCAGAUGCCCCGCGGAGUCCGGUCCGGGGACAGACAGACCUGGAUCGCCUUCCACAGGGAUGUUAGCAGCAUGUACAUCCACCCGGUGGGCUUCGAGGUGCUGGUCAACCACAAGAGCGUCAACGCGUCCGACUGGAAGGUCGAGCGGCUGCUUUAUAACGGUCAAUACUUUGACACUGUGGGAGAUCUUCAAAAGAAAUAUGACAGUGGCUCCGUCGAGAAGAUAGUAUACAAGAAGUCCCUUGAUUAUGGCUCUCUGAAACCCAGGAACAAGCCCCUGCAAGUGGCCCCGCAGCAGUUUUACAUGGAGGGGAAGCGCUUCAGCGUGAACCACAACCAGGUCCUGUACCUGGACUGGAGCUUCGCCUUCGGGAUGAGCUCUCUCACGGGCAUGAGGGUGUUUGAUGUUCGGUUCAAGGGUGAGAGGAUCGCCUACGAGCUGAGCGUGCAAGAGGCCAUGUCGGUGUAUGGCUCCGUAACACCGGGGAUGAUCAUCACCAAGUUUUUUGAUUCAAGCAUCGGUAUAGGGCGCUUUGCGCACGAACUGGUCCGUGGCGUGGAUUGUCCCUACGCCGCCACCUACGUUGACACAUAUCGCUACAUCGAUGUCCCAGUCCCCGUCAGAUUCAGGAAUUCGAUCUGCAUCUUUGAGCACAACAUGGGUCAGCCCCUGCGGAGGCACUUCGCGGACUUUUUCCACAACAGUUAUGGAGGGAUGGUGAACAGCGCCUUAGUGAUCAGAACGAUCACAGCUAUAGGAAACUACGACUACAUGUGGGAUUUCAUCUUCUACCAGACCGGAGCAGUGGAGGCCAAGGUGCACGCCACUGGCUACAUCUCCUCCUCUUACCUGGUGAACGGCAGUCUGAGACACGGGCACCAGGUGGCGGAAAAUGUCCUGGGAAACAUCCACACCCACUUCAUCAACUUCAAAGUGGACUUGGAUUUGUUGGGAGUGAAGAAUGUAUUCCAGACGAAAGACAUGGAGUUUGUUAACGUGUCUCUGCCAUGGAUGCCUGAUCACUAUGCUAUGGUCCCUCAGCUGGUGGAGAAUCAACUCAACACAGAGAAGGAGGCAGCCCUGCGUUACAACACCAAGACUCCUCGCUACCUCCAUAUCGCCAGUGACAAGUUGAACCGCUGGGGUCACCAGCGUUCCUACAGGCUGCAGGUGUACAGCUUUGCAGGUGACCCCCUUCCAGAGAGCCAGGCUGAGGAGAGGGCCAUGUCGUGGGCCAGGUAUAAGGUUGCCAUUACAAAGCAUAAGGACUCAGAGCAGACCAGCAGCAGUCUGUACAAUCAAAACAACGUCUGGACUCCAGCUGUUGACUUCAGCAAGUACAUUGAAGACAACGAAAGCAUUGAAAAUGAGGACCUGGUUGCCUGGGUGACUGCCGGUUUCCUCCAUAUACCACAUUCAGAGGACAUCCCCAAUACGGUAACUGUGGGUAAUGGGGGUGGGGUCCUGCUGCGGCCCCACAACUACUUUGAUGAGGAUCCAUCCAUAAACUCUCCUGAUGGAGUGUACUUUGGCCCCGGCAGCGAGACUAGCUGUGACACCAACAGGAUGGCCUGCCUUGCUCAAGAGCCCUGCAGCCCCGUGCUAGAGCCCUUCACUUACCAUGGCUUUGAUGGAGUCAUGAAGUUUGAGGAUUGGGUCUGAUUUAUUGACCACUGCUAGGUAAUAGCUUCCCAGACUUGGGGAUUUCAGAGAUGGGCUGAUUCAGUAAUCUAUGCAUAAAGACGUAUGUGCCAGUUUGAACAUGAUUAUAGAGGCAAAUUGGGAUGGUUCAUUAUUUGUGCUGCAUGUGUUUUAAAGCUGCACUGUAGACAAGUAAUUGAGCAAAGGAAUGUUUCAUUAUUUUGGAGAAUAUGUUAAUGAGCUUUUUUCUGGGUGUGAGAAUAUUGAUACCACACUCAUACCUGUAUGUCAGACCUAGAAUCGGGAGGUGGUUAGCCUAGCUUAGCAUGAAGACUGGAAGCAGGAGGAAACAGCAAGCCUGGCUCUGUCCAAACUUAAUAAAUACGCCCAUCAAGGAUGGGGAUAAACAUAAAACUUCAGAAAAAUUGAAUAAACCAGAAAUUCAUUUUUGUGCUUUAAUAACCAACCAACAAUGCCCUGCACUACCAGUGUUUUGGAAACUACAGUUUUCCCAUUAUUAAUGUUCACUACUACUGGAGGCACAACGUUAACAACAACACUUUCAUUUCAUACAUUUCAUUUCAUUUAGCUGACGCUUUUAUCCAAAGCGACUUACAAUAAGUGCAUUCAACCAUGAGGGUACAAGAAUCAAGAAAGUACAACUUUGUUCAAGAAAGCCAAACUAC